Molecule: messenger RNA, 2708 nt
Organism: Nelumbo nucifera (sacred lotus)
Lineage: Eukaryota; Viridiplantae; Streptophyta; Magnoliopsida; Proteales; Nelumbonaceae
Source: RefSeq, a predicted model, not a curated record
CCUCAAUUCCUCAUUGCCCCAAGCAAGACAAUCCCUGAAUUCACGAAUCACGACCAUGGGCCGCAAUUCACAAGUCAUAAUCCAUUUUCGUCAACUCAUGCUCCAACUGCAUUCUAACUUGCCACGUGUCCAGACAAAGCAGUCCGGAUGUAGGGUUCGUCAAUCGUAACUGUCGAUGCAAUGCAGCAUCAGUUUGGCGGAAGGAGAAAGAAAAGCAGACUAGUAGGUCUGAACUUAAACCCUUUGAGUGUUAGUUGUGACUCGUGAGCUUUUUUCCGUGCACGAAAGAAAUCUGAUCGUCGUUUCUAGUCUUGGAUUUUUGGUUGGAAUUUCAGGCAUUCAUUCUGCAAGCAAGAAUGGUUUGAUGUUCUAGGGUUUGAUGUUUGCCGUUUCUCUUGAUACUUAAUUUACACGAGGAUUAGGAGUUAGGACUUGAGAUUUCUUCUGUACGGUUGCAAAGUCUGGUUGAUCAUUUUGUGAGAUUGUGGGAAACUGGUUCUUGGUUGGUAGAAGUUAUUGAAGAUUAGUAUACGAACUUAUAGUGCCCCAAUGAGUUAACUUCACGUCCAACAAACCAAGAACACAACGACAAAGUAUCUUAAGGUACACCUCUGGCAGGAUGACAUUUCUAAAAAGGCACAAUCAAGUUUAUGGGAAGGAGAAGGAUGGCAUCUCAAAGUUGAAGUAAACUAAAGCAAUCUUUCCGAUGGUUAAGCAGUACUCAGAAAGCAUCUUGGGAUUGCUGCACAUGGUUCAAUUAUUAUAAACUGAAAUAAAGUUGAAAUUUCGUGGUUAUCAAGGUCCUUUUCAAUGGAAUGGAGGGGAGUUCUCUGUUUUUUAUUCUUCAUUGUCACUAUUGUUGAAUCUUCAAGCCGGUCAGGGAGAAUGUGGUCACCAUACCUUGGAGUCGAGUCAAAUAUGUCCUACAACUGGCCAAUCCUUAGUGCAGCAGUUUUUGUAGUUGUUGCACUUGUUCUCUCCUUGUUUCUCAUAUUUGAGCACAUAGCUGCAUACAAACAGCCUGAGGAACAGAAGUUUUUAAUUGGGCUCAUUCUGAUGGUUCCUGUUUAUGCAUUGGAAUCGUUUUUGUCGUUGUUAAAUUCAGAAGUUGCAUUCAUCUGUGAAAUGAUGAGGGACUGUUAUGAGGCUUUUGCUUUGUACUGCUUUGAGAGGUAUCUGAUAGCCUGCUUAGGUGGUGAGGACAGUACCAUUAAGUUCAUGGAAAGUUCAAGCAAAAUUACUUUGAGUUCACCUCUUCUGGAAGAUGCAUAUUACAAUCGAGUUGUGGAACAUCCCUUCCCAAUGAAUUGCUUCUUAAAGCAAUGGUAUCUUGGUCCUGAUUUCUAUCAUGCAGUAAAAGUUGGCAUUGUCCAAUAUAUGAUACUGAAGAUGAUAUGUGCACUGCUAGCAAUAAUUCUUGAACUCUUUGGGGUUUAUGGAGAAGGAAAAUUUGAUUGGAAAUAUGGCUAUCCGUAUCUAGCUGUUGUUCUAAAUUUCAGUCAGACAUGGGCUCUGUAUUGUCUUGUACAGUUCUACUCCAUUAUUAAAGAGAAGCUAGAACCGAUUAAACCUCUGGCUAAAUUCCUGGUAUUCAAGUCAAUAGUAUUUCUUACUUGGUGGCAAGGUGUUGCUGUUGCAUUUCUUUUCUCGAUGGGAGUUUUUAAAGGGUCUUUGGCUCAAGAGUUGAAAACUCGUAUUCAGGACUAUAUCAUCUGCAUAGAGAUGGGAAUUGCUGCUGUGGUGCACCUUUACGUCUUCCCAGCUAAGCCUUAUGAACGUGGAGAAAGAUGUGUCCGUAAUGUAUCUGUUAUGGCCGACUAUGCAUCACUAGGAGCUCCUCCAGAUCCAGAUGAGGUUCGUGACUGUGAAAGGUCCACUAGGAUGCGCUUCACUCGGCAUGAUGGGAGAGAAAAGCAACUGAAUUUUCAACAGAGUGUUCGUGAUGUUCUCCUGGGAAGUGGUGAAAUUAUUGUUGACGACAUGAAGUAUACUGUUUCCCACGUGGUAGAGCCAGUGGAACGUGGCAUUGCAAAAAUAAAUGAAACUUUUCAUCAGAUAUCAGAAAAUGUGAAGCAUCAUGAGAAACGAAAGAGGAACUCGAAAGAUGACAGCUAUCUUAUUCCCAUGAAUUCAUGGACAACGGAAUUUUCAGAGGCCCAUGAUCAUUUUCUUGAGGGAAGCAUCAGUGACAGUGGUCUGGCCAGAAGGAAACACAAUCUUCUAUCCAGAGCCACAUCUUCUCAAAGAAGAUAGGUAGAUGAUUCUCCUAGCCAUUCAUUAUAUUCAAGAGCGGAAGUUAGAUUGAAUGGAGCUAUCAUGUUCCUCUCAAAAUGUUUUUAACAAGACCAACUUACUGUGCAAGCUGAAGAACUGGCAUGCCAAAAUGACCACAACCGUUUUUAACUGGAAAAAAAGUAGAGUUGCCAUUGUUUGUAUAGCAGCUAACAGAGAUGACAUUAAAGUUUCACCGCAGAUCCAGGAGCUGUACAAAAAAAGAGUCUGCAGUUGAAACAGGUACGUUACUAUUCAUAUCUUGGUUUGGAUGAUACAAGGAACAAAAGCAAAGCUUCAAGUGUAGAAAUCCAAUAUAUUAAGUGUUGAAGUAGAUGUAAUUUUCAAUGUCGAAACUUGCUUGCUAUGGUGCAACUGUAUAUCUGGGUGGUAAUUUUAGAAUCACACCCCUCAAUACAUUACAUUUCUUGUGUGUA